This is a messenger RNA of Guyanagaster necrorhizus, 1674 nucleotides long. RefSeq names its product phosphoacetylglucosamine mutase. Lineage: Eukaryota; Fungi; Basidiomycota; Agaricomycetes; Agaricales; Physalacriaceae. Gene Ontology annotation, biological process: carbohydrate metabolic process; chitin biosynthetic process; UDP-N-acetylglucosamine biosynthetic process. Gene Ontology annotation, molecular function: magnesium ion binding; phosphoacetylglucosamine mutase activity. Bases 1 to 1653 code for a protein of 550 amino acids. The transcript is spliced from 6 exons. The record is from RefSeq and is a predicted model, not a curated record.
AUGGCCUCUCUUCCUCGCAAAGAAAUCCAAUCUCUAUCUGAUCUUCAUCCAAAGCCGGAGAAUGUCACUUUCCAGUAUGGUACAGCCGGAUUCAGGACAUUGGCAUCAGUAUUGGACUCUGUCCUAUUCAGAGUAGGCAUCAUCGCUGCGCUGCGAAGCAAGAAACUUGAUGGCAGGACCGUCGGGGUAAUGAUAACGGCGUCCCACAAUCCUGAGGAUGACAACGGCGUCAAGAUAGUUGAUCCGCGAGGUGAGAUGCUCGAAGCUUCGUGGGAAGGACACGCCACUGUCCUGUCCAACGCUGUGACAUCGGCGGACUUUGUCUCUGCUCUAGAGAGUUUCGUUCAAACAGCUAAAAUCGACUUGUCGAAGCCAACUCGCAUCGUUUACGCGAGGGAUACGCGACCGUCUGGGCCGGCGCUUGUAGCCGCUCUGGAGGAUGGUUUCAAGGCCAUUGGUGCCGAUGCGAGGAACGCCGGUGUUACUACCACUCCAAUUUUGCAUUACUUGGUCCGAGCUAUCAACACCAAGGGCACAGAAGAGUCGUACGGGGUCGACUCCGAACAAGGUUACUUUGAGAAGCUCAGUGGUGCUUUCAAGAAACUUGUCGCUGGGAGGCCCACACCGCCAACGUUGCUCAUUGAUUGUGCUAAUGGUGUCGGUGCCAUUGCUGCCUCACAAUUAUCUCAAUACCUGGGCGACACCCUUCCAUUUUCUUUGGCGAAUACCGCGACAACCACACUUGGAGUCUUGAACAAGAACUGUGGUGCAGAUUUUGUCAAGACGACCCAGAAACUCCCUCCGUCGUUAGCAGACAAAUUGCAGCCUGGUGAACGUGCCUGCAGCCUUGACGGUGAUGCUGAUCGCCUAAUGUACUUUUAUCUCGAUGAACGUGGCCAUUUCCAUAUGCUCGACGGGGACAAAAUCGCGGCGCUGGUUGCUGCUUUUAUUGUCGAUUUCGUGAAACUUGCGGGUCUUGAAAACGAGAUCAAGGUCGGCAUCGUGCAAACAGCUUAUGCCAAUGGAGCAUCGACAAAAUACCUCCUUGAACGUCUUCCUGUCAAAUGUGUACCUACUGGCGUGAAACAUCUGCAUCAUGCCGCGGAGCACUAUGACAUUGGUGUGUACUUCGAAGCCAACGGACAUGGCACAGUUCUCUUCUCGGACACUACGUUGGCCACACUGAAAUCACAUCAACCUCUGUCGCCUGCCCAGUCCGGAGCUCUAAAACACUUGAUCAGCUUGACUGAAUUGAUCAAUCAGACGGUUGGAGAUGCACUUUCCGAUAUGCUUCUCGUUGAGGUCGUCCUUGCCCAUAAAUCGUACACCGGUGUCGAAUGGGACUCGCUCUACGCGGAUUUGCCUAACCGCCUUGUCAAAGUAGUCGUUGGUGACCGGAAUACCUUCCUUACAGAGGAUGCUGAACGACGUUUAGUGAGCCCUCCGGGACUCCAGCAAAAGGUUGAGGAGCUAGUCAACUUGUACCAAGGUGGCCGUUCCUUUGUACGCCCUAGCGGCACGGAGGAUGUGGUUAGAGUAUACGCCGAGGCUGCUAUACGGGCUCAAGCUGAUGAACUCGCGUUCAGAGUCGCCGGACUCGUCUACGAUGAAGCUGGUGGGGAUGCUGCUCAGCGACCCAAAGAAUUUUUGUAAAGAUGGGAGGUACUGUCAAUC